Molecule: messenger RNA, 408 nt
Organism: Anopheles maculipalpis
Lineage: Eukaryota; Metazoa; Arthropoda; Insecta; Diptera; Culicidae
Product: cuticle protein 19-like
Exons: 2
Coding region: 1-408 (135 amino acids)
Cellular component (GO): extracellular matrix
Source: RefSeq, a predicted model, not a curated record
AUGUUCAAAUUCGUUGUAUUAACUGUUGCCUGUCUUGCUGUGGCUGUGUCUGCCCAGUACUGGGGAGGAGCUGGAUAUGGUGCAGAACAUCAUGGCCAUCACGAUUAUUAUUCGCAUCCCAGCUACAAGUUCGAGUAUGGAGUGAAGGAUCCUCACACCGGAGAUCACAAGAGCCAGUGGGAACAUCGGGAUGGAGAUGUGGUCAAGGGAGCGUACACCCUGCAUGAAGCCGACGGAACUGAACGUGUUGUGGAGUACUCGUCCGACAAGCACAACGGCUUCCAGGCUCAUGUGAAGCGAGUGGGUCAUGCUUAUCAUCCUCAGGUCUAUGGACACCAUGGCGGAUACUACGGAGGUCACGGUCAUGGUGCAGGAUACAGCUAUAGUAAACUGGAUCAGCAUUUUUAA